This is a messenger RNA of Selaginella moellendorffii, 2535 nucleotides long. Its product is annotated as probable potassium transporter 4. Gene Ontology annotation, molecular function: potassium ion transmembrane transporter activity. The transcript has 7 exons. Gene Ontology annotation, cellular component: membrane. The record is from RefSeq and is a predicted model, not a curated record. Gene Ontology annotation, biological process: potassium ion transmembrane transport. Lineage: Eukaryota; Viridiplantae; Streptophyta; Lycopodiopsida; Selaginellales; Selaginellaceae. The coding region runs from base 1 to 2421 and encodes 806 amino acids.
AUGGAGGGAAAUGCCCAUCCUUGCCAAUCGUCGCCCGAUCGAGAUCAAGGCGCGCGAGCUGCUGCUCGCGCCGUGGAUUUCGAGGAAUGCGUGCAAGUUCUUGACGAUCCAGGCCAGCCGUCGCCGCCCCCGCUGCCGCUGCGUCUCUCCUCGAAGGCGGAUAUCAGGAGGUCUCUCUCCAGGACUUCAAGGUCUUUCAGCUCUCGGAUUAACUCCUUCUACAAGGAUCAAGAGGUAAGGAGAGUGAUUCUUUCUUCUGUUAGGCGAUUUCUCGCGUGGUUUCUUCUCUUUUUUGCUCAGAUUUUUGGCUGCCGGGAGACACUAUGGCUGGCUUAUCAGACCCUCGGUGUGGUCUAUGGCGACUUGGGGACGUCUCCGCUCUACGUGUAUCCCACAGCGCAGAUAGAUUCGCGAAAUGAGCGAGAGUACCUCGGGGUUUUGAGCGUCAUCUUUUGGACGCUCACGCUCAUCGGUGUUGUCAAGUACGUGCUCAUCGUGCUCCAUGCCAAUGAUCAUGGCGAAGGUGGAACUUUUGCGCUCUAUUCUUUGCUGUGCCGCCACGCAAACGUUGGACGGCAUGCUGGAAAACACUAUGGAAGGCUGGAGUCGGACUCCGAGUUCUCGUAUUUCGGAGAUGCCGAGCGUGUCAGGGUGCACACGAGAGCAAAGAUGGUCCUGGAGAAGAGCGAGAUUGCCCAGAAGAUUUUGCUCGUUUGCGUGACUUUUGGAACUUGCAUGGUCAUAGGAGAUGGUGUUUUGACUCCAGCAAUCUCAGUUCUUUCAUCUAUUGGUGGACUUCGCUCUCAAGUCCCCGCAAUCAGCCAAACGGUGGUGAUCGCCAUCUCCUGUGUGAUUAUCUCGGCACUAUUUCUCUUGCAAAGCAUUGGCACGCAUAGAGUGAGUUGUAUCUUCUCGCCGAUCAUGGCUACGUGGUUCGCUUCUACGACUGUCAUAGGCAUCUACAACAUCAUGAAUUACUACCCGACGGUUCUAAAGGCCUUGUCUCCGCACUAUGCCAUCCGCUUUUUUGUCAGAAACAAGAGGCAUGGAUGGGAGAUGCUCAAUUCAAUAGUCCUCUGUAUCACAGGAGCCGAAGCGAUGUUUGCCGACUUGGGCCACUUCAACAUAAAAGCCAUUCAAAUCGCCUUCAUAGCCGUCGUAUACCCCUCUCUUAUCAUCACAUACGCUGGAGAGACGGCCUUUCUGAUCAAACACCCAGAACAUCGCAUCGACGCUUUCUUUAAGUCAGUUCCCAGUCCGGUGUUCUGGCCUGUCUUUGUAGUCGCGACUCUGGCAGCGAUAGUUGCUAGCCAGGCGCUUAUCACAGCGACAUUCUCCGUUCUCAAGCAGUCGGUGUCUUUCGGCUGCUUUCCGAGGAUCAAGCUGGUCCAUACUUCAGCCAGCCAAGAGGGUCAGAUCUACUCCCCCGAAGUGAACUAUCUGCUGCUGGGACUUUGCUUGGCAGUCGUGAUCGGCUUCCAGGACAGUGAUGGGAUUGGAAACGCAUACGGAGUUGCCGUGAUCUGGGUGAUGCUCAUCACGACCGCACUCGUAGCCGUGGUCAUGCUCGUCGUGUGGACAACAUCGGUGCUGUGGAUCAUCCUCUUCUUGAUCGUUUUCGGGGCAGUCGAGGUGAUCUACCUGUCAUCCACUGCGGAGAAGCUGGCCAAGGGAGGCUGGGUUCCCUUCGCCAUCUCGUCCUUCUUCGUGGUGGUGAGCCUCAGCUGGAACUACGGCAGGCGCAUGAAGUACGAGUUCGAGGCCAAGAACAGGAUCAGCUCGCACGACUUCAAGAACUUGUGCUCGAGCUUGGAAGUCACACGAGUUCCCGGCCUCUGCCUCUUCUACAGCAACCUCAUCCACGGCGGAGGCCUCCCUCCGCUCAUGGGACACUACAUGCGAGCGGUGGGAUCCUUGCACGAGGUGGUCAUCUUCCUCACCAUCCGGGUGGUGCCCGUCAAGACGGUGCUGGAGAGCGAGAGGCUGUUCGUCGCGCGUGGCAGUGGCGUCAAGGGACUCUACCGCUGCGUUGCUCGCUACGGCUACCUGGAUCACGUCGACAUGGUGAAAGAGGAGUUCGUGGAUCAAGUGAUCGCCAGCUUGGUGGACCUCAUUCGAUCGGAGUACGAGGAGAAGUCCAAGGAGCUGGAGGGGAGGAGCAGCGGUGAGGCGGCGGCGGCGCAUUGCGUGAUGGAGUGCGCGGCUGAGAUGGAGAUGGUGGAGCUGGAUGUUGCGAGGCGGAGGGGCGCUGUUCACGUCGUGGGUCACAGCAUUCUCCACACGGGCAGCCGCAGCUGGUUUAAGAGGAUGGUCGUGAACAAGAUCUAUCGCUUCCUCCAUAGCUCCUGCCGCUCGGCCGUGUCCACCUUUCGCAUCCCAUCGUCGCGCCUUCUCGAGCUCUCCAUGGUCUAUGAAACUUGAAAUAAGUGCCAUCCUUGAGUGCUCUACCAAGAUUUUUUUUGCUUGGGACGAUCACAAGAAGACCAGAUUAAGGAAUUUCGAGUUCUUGUGUCACAACUAAGAAUAAAUUGAUUG